GCCUGUGCCAGAGAGAGGAAGAAAAAAAUCCCAAGAAGAAAAAACGCAGUGGAGAAGCAGCCAGUAGAAGAAAACCAUCUGGAGGAACUUGAAUACAGCACCAGCAACAGCAAGGGAAACACCAAGAAGGUUUGAGUAAGGGGGAAAAUCCCAGUGCUGAUAGGGGGGCUACAUCACCCUCAUGUCUGGGGGCGAAGGGGGUUUUGAGCCCCCUCCCCAUCCCAUCAACUCAAGAAGGGAAGUGAUUUACCCUUGCUUUGGUCUCAGGAUCUUUGUUCGGGAUUUAAAGUCAGGAAGAGAGGACCCUGAGGGUGCAAUGGCUUUCUUCCUCAAACCACGGCCAUGCACAUGGGACCUUGCCCUGGACUACCACACUGCUAAACAGUUUGAAGUGGAUGUAACCCUGGAUCCAGCCACAGUGGGCCCAGAGGUGAUCCUCUCUGAGGACCUGAAGGAAGCCACCUGGGGCAGACCUCGAUGCCAGUGGCCUGAGGGUCCAGGCCGGUUCGACACAGACCCGUGCAUGCUGGGCAGCAAGGGCUUCACCUCGGGCCGGCACUACUGGGAGGUGGAGGCCAAUGGGCGCUUCUGGGCUGUGGGGGUGGCCCGUGAGUCAGUGCAGAGGAAAGGCCGGGUCCUCUUCAAGCCCAACACUGAAAUCUGGGGCUUGCAGAAGUAUGAUGAGCUCUGCGUUGCCCUCACAGCUCCCUCCCACACCUCUGUCCCACUCCUCAAUGGGGAGAUUGGGGUCUACCUGGACUACGAGGUGGGACAGGUCUCCUUCUACGCUGUCAGCAGCCGCCAACGCAUCUUCACUUUGCCUGCCUCCUUCAGUGGGGAGAGGGUCUUCCCCUACUUUUGCGUGCUCCUCUCAACCAUUAAACUGUCCCCCAAGGGCUGAUGCCCUGAAAGGAUCCUCCCAAAAGCUGAUUGCAUCACUGUGGUUGGAAAUGCUGGUUGAUGCUCCUCAACUCUAAUUUUCCAAGUCUUGGAGUAAUUUCUAACUCAGUUCAUGGUCCUUCCUUCAUCUUAGAUGUCUCUGUUUUGGGUUGUGCCAUGGGGAUUUUGGGUCUGAGCUCAGCACGGCUCAUCUCAAGUUGUUAAAUUCAUGCAAAGCUUGUUAACAGGAGCUGGACUUCCCUGAGCAUGUUUUGAGCUAAAAUCUUCAUUUUUUUCCUCCCAAAUACAGCUUCCUCUGGAAUGUUCCUUUUGCUGACCUCAGUGCCUAUGAUUGGCUGGGUUUCCAGCACAAAUUAAAAAUCUUGAUUUUUGCAGACUUUGUAUUAAUACCAGCAGCUAUUCCUCAUAUUAAAACUUUUCAUUUAAUAUUGUUUUAUAUCGUUUAAAUCCCCUGGUUAUCACAAGGAUGUGCUCACAUCCACUGACCCCACUCUUUUCCUCUGCUGUUCCCUAUGCUUGAGAUGUAUUUCCAUGUACUUCCUCUGCUGUUCCCUAUGCUUGAGAUGUAUUUCCAAGUACUUAGCAUGCAAAUAUGCUCUGGAUAGAAUAAAUUUCU
Camarhynchus parvulus is the source of this 1516-nucleotide messenger RNA. Its product is annotated as butyrophilin subfamily 2 member A2-like. Gene Ontology annotation, molecular function: protein binding. Bases 182 to 901 code for a protein of 239 amino acids. The transcript is spliced from 3 exons. NCBI's taxonomy places the organism in Eukaryota, Metazoa, Chordata, Aves, Passeriformes, Thraupidae. The record is from RefSeq and is a predicted model, not a curated record.